AUGGCUGGUUUGAAGGUUCGCUCUGUUCUGCUGCUUAUACUAUACCAUUUCUGUCAAAGAUGUAUCCCAAGUGGAAUUUCAACACAUGUUGAAAUAGCACACAGAGCUCUGGAAUUUUUCUUUAAGCGUGAAGGGAAUGUUAAUUAUAGACAGUUAUUACUAAACCACCAAGAUGCUUUUCAGGCUGGGAGCAUUUAUCCUGAUGCCUUUUAUCCUUCAAUCUGCAAAAGUGGAAUAUUCCAUGAUGUGUCAGAAGACACUCACUGGUCACCAUUUCUCAGUGCAAGUAUUCACUACAUCAGAAGGAAUUAUCCUCAGCCUUGGGAAGAGGCUACAGAGAAGCUGGUGGCUUUCCUGUUUGGAGUUGCCUCGCAUAUGGUGGCAGAUAUUAGCUGGCAUAGCCUGGGCAUCGACCAAGGAUUCCUAAAGACCAUGGGAGAAAUUGAUUUUCAAGGUUCAUACUCGGAAGCUCACAGUGUUGGCGAUUUUGGAGGAGAUGUACUGAGUCAGUUUGAGCUGGACUUCAGUUAUCUGGCAUCGAAUUGGUAUGUACCUGUCAAAGACCUAGCAGCUAUCUAUAAGGAAUUUUAUGGAAAAGAGAUCAUAACUGAAAGCACAAUUACUGACUGUACUUACCUGCUGUUUCUUGAACUGCAUGGAGAAAGGCUUGCUGUUGCCAAGCUUUUUCCAACAUAUGCUAGUAAAUCUCCAUUUCUGGUGGAGAAGUUCCAUGAGUAUUUCCUCGGAGGAGUGGAUGACAUGGCCUUCUGGACAAACAAUAUUUUUGAGCUGACAAGCCAUAUGCUAGAGAAUGGAACCAGUGGCUGCUUCCUGCCUGAGAACCCUCUGUUUAUAAACUGCACAAGGGAGCACAAGGACAACAAAAGCAAACAAUCAAAACAUGAACGUCACAAGAAUACAACUUCUUUGCUUACAAACACACCUGAAAAGAAUAUAAACUAUACAGAGAGAGGAGUUCACUUCAACACAGAAUCUUGGGCAACAAAUUCCCUCCGCUUGAUAAACCAUGCUUUUGCAACCAAUGUCUGGAGAGCGUUAGCACCUACACAUCAAAAAUCUCCUAAGCACAUCUCCAAGCCAGCAGCUUCAUAUUUUCUGACUUCACCCUAUGCUAGGCUUGGAUGGGCAAUGAUCUCGGCUGACCUAAACCAGGAUGGAUAUGAAGAUCUGGUGGUUGGAGCACCAGGGUACAGCACGUUGGGCCAUAUUCAGAUAGGACGGGUGUAUGUGGUCUAUGGCAAUCAGUCAGGUUUGCCGCCAGAGGACAUGGAUCUAGAUGAGAAAGCUGACCAAGUACUACAGGGUCAUCAGCCUUCAGGAAGAUUUGGUUCUGCCUUGGCAAUCCUGGACUUCAAUGAGGAUGGGCUGCCAGAUCUGGCAGUUGGAGCACCUUCUGUGGGAUCUCAGUUUCUUACUUACAAAGGUGCUGUGUAUGUCUAUUUUGGCACUGAAGGAAGAGGCUUGGCAUCUCAACCAAACAUUACCAUAACUUGUCAGUAUUCCUACUGUAAUCUUGGUUGGUCCCUCCUGGCAGCUGAUGUUGAUGAGGAUGGAAAUGCUGAUCUGGUUGUGGGCUCUCCAUAUGCACCCGGUGGUGGGCAGCAGAGAGGAUUUGUGGUUGCAUUUUACUCUUAUUUCAACAGGAGUGACCAAGGACUUCUUUCAGUACAGGAUGCCAACUGGAUGGUGAAGGGGGAAGAAAACUACGCUUGGUUUGGAUUUUCACUUGACAGCUGCCAGCUGGAGAAUGUAACAUUACUGCUGAUUGGUAGCCCUACAUGGAGGAGUUGUGCUGGCUGCGAUCCCUUCUCAUCGGAUGUCAGACAGAGUGUUGGGAAGGUGUAUGGGUAUAACCCACCAAGCACGAAGCACUGGUUUGCAGUAACUGGAGUCAAGGCAAUGGGCAGAAUGGGUUUGUCUCUGGCCAGUGGUGUGAUGUCUGUGGCUGGGAUCACACGGAGAGUUUUGGUGGUGGGUGCACCUACUGCAGACAGCCUGUCCAGGAUUUCAUUUAUAUCCUCAGUGCUGCACCAAGCUGGACUGGCUCUGGUGUACGAUCUGACAGACAGCACCGAGCCUUCUCUGCUCAGCACAUUCAGUGGGGACAGGAGGUUUUCCCGCUUUGGAGGAGUUGUACGCUUAAGUGACCUGGAUGACGAUGGACUAGAUGAAAUGAUUGUGACAUCCCCACUGCGAACUAACAGUAUCACCACAAUACUGUUUGGUGGGGCAGCUGGCCGUGUUUACAUUUACAACGGAAAGCAGGCAUCCUCAGGGAAUGUGACAGGCCACUGCAAAUCAUGGAUAUCUCCCUGUCCUGAGGACUGGGCACAGUAUGUCAUGAUUUCUCCUGAGGAACUAUCAAGAUUUGGGAGUUCUGUUAUCACUCUGAAAUCUGAAAGAAAGAAAGAAGUUGUAGUGGCAGCAGAGAGGAGUUCGGCGAAAGCUCGACUUGGUGGAAGGCUUUUCAUCUACUCGCUCUAGAA
Messenger RNA from Haliaeetus leucocephalus (bald eagle), 2507 nucleotides. It is a transcript of the gene GPLD1, whose product is annotated as glycosylphosphatidylinositol specific phospholipase D1. The record is from RefSeq and is a predicted model, not a curated record. Gene Ontology annotation, cellular component: extracellular region; extracellular matrix. Gene Ontology annotation, molecular function: GPI anchor phospholipase D activity. The transcript is spliced from 25 exons. NCBI's taxonomy places the organism in Eukaryota, Metazoa, Chordata, Aves, Accipitriformes, Accipitridae. The coding region runs from base 1 to 2505 and encodes 834 amino acids.